GAAUGAAUGAUAUGAAUAUCUGAGCUCAUUCUUUUUAUAACAGGAAACAAAUUUUUGGACGAUAAUACAUUCACAAAUAAGACAUGGUCGGAAGUUACAGGGAUGAAAGUGACAGAUUUAAAUAUAAUGGAAUUAGAAUUCCUAGAUGUACUUCGAUUUAGACUGUUUGUAAGGAAGGAUGAAUUUGAAAGAUGGAAAUCAGUCGUAUUAUUGUUUAGAAGCCAAUUAUUGAACGCAGAUGAAGCACAGAAACAACAACAGCUAAUAGAAGAAACAUUUAAGGGAAUUGUCAGCAUACAGCAACAACAACAACAACAGCAACAGAAUCAGCAGCAAUAUCAGCUCAUGCUCAUGCUAUCAAAAGCUCAAUUACCUCACUUCCCUACUCAACCCUUAAAUAGACCUUUAACCCGUGUACCUUUACGUAUACCACUACAGCCUGUUUGGAGACAUCAUCACCCGAUACCAAAUACAAACACAUCUCAAAAUACAUCCGACUAUUACCAUUAUCCAACAAGCGCUGCACCUACACCCUCUCUUACAACCACAAGCUCAGUUUCCAAUAAUAUGCCUUAUCAUCCUCAUCACCCUCACCAUCAACAGCCACAGACACAACACCAGCAGCAAACGAUGAGGCCUAUGAAUGCUUAUAGUAAUGGUUACUAUGCAAGUGCGCCAACACCAACAAGUAUAGAUAGUUAUUAUAGCAAUGGUAGCAGGCAACAACAGCCACCACCACAACAGCAGCAGCAGCAACAACAACCAAUAAGACCUAGUAGAACUUCCUAUUACACUGAACCAAUGAGUGACUAUACUCCACCUGCAGAUAUUUAUUCAAGGCCAGUGACUACGCCCGUAUCAGCAAAUCAUAAUCCAGGUUAUCAGCAGCAGGCUUAUAUGCCACCACCACCAUCUCAUCCUCAACAGCCACAACAACAGCCACAACAACCAGUCUACAACGGGAAUAAUGGCAGACAAUCCUAUAGAAGGCCGAACGGACCGGUACCAGAAGAUCCAAUGACAGCUAUUGAAUCUUAUCAUAACCACUUGAAGUAAAAUGAAUGUGAUGACAGAAGCAAAGUUUUUUUUUUUUUUUUUUCCUUUAGUAUACACACAUAUUCAUAUAUAUACAACAUACACACACACGGACACAAACGCAUAUUUAUAAAUAUAUAUAAUAUAUACAUAUAUACUCAGUUUUA
Rhizopus microsporus ATCC 52813 is the source of this 1202-nucleotide messenger RNA. RefSeq lists its product as uncharacterized. The record is from RefSeq and is a predicted model, not a curated record. The transcript has 2 exons. NCBI's taxonomy places the organism in Eukaryota, Fungi, Mucoromycota, Mucoromycetes, Mucorales, Rhizopodaceae. The coding region runs from base 103 to 1056 and encodes 317 amino acids.